Messenger RNA from Chenopodium quinoa (quinoa), 702 nucleotides. RefSeq lists its product as uncharacterized. The coding region runs from base 1 to 702 and encodes 233 amino acids. The record is from RefSeq and is a predicted model, not a curated record. The transcript has 2 exons. Lineage: Eukaryota; Viridiplantae; Streptophyta; Magnoliopsida; Caryophyllales; Amaranthaceae.
AUGGAGAUGGUAGAAUUUUUAGCGCAAUGCCAAGGAUUAAACAAAAAUGCUAUGAACACAAACAAGAUGACCGUUGUAGACAUAUAUAGAGAGCAAAAUCGGAAUAAUAUUAAAAAUUGGAAUGUUGAGCAAUACUUGAAGCGUGCCAAGGCAAGACCAGCAAAAGAGGUACUAAAGCGCCUAGCGGAUGGUACUUGGUUAGAGGAGCAACGAACGUCGUAUAUGGUGGUGGCAUCUUUAACAGCAACCAUGGCCUUUCAAGUUGGAGUUAAUCCUCCCGGAGACGUUUGGCAAGAUUCAAAAACAGUAAUAAAAAAAGAGACAGGAGAUAAUUUUUACCACAUUGCAGGUACUUCUAUAAUGUCAUAUUAUAAUAGUAAAGAAUAUAACAAUUUACUAAUCAGUAACACAAUAGGACUAAUAUCAUCUCUAAGUGUCAUUCUUCUCCUUAUAAGCGGUUUUCCAUGUAAGCGAUAUUUCUUGGUGAUUUUGAGGACAACUUUGUGGAUCGCUGUGACUGCAACAUCAUUUACUUACUACCUCGCGGUUUAUGCUCUCAUUUAUGAGGGAAACCAAGGAGUUUGGACAUCGUUGUCGUUUUAUCUCAUAGCUUGGCAAGGGUUGAUGGGAUCCAUGCUCCUCGGACAUUUUGUGCGAUUCAUACUAAAGUUGGUUGGUUGGCAAAGGAGGCAGGCUCUUUAA